AUGACCGCAUCUCCCUCCCUGAAGGUCAGAGACGUCCUCUCAGUUCUCCGCUUGGCCUUCAGAGAGGAGCGUUCCAUCCUGUUUAUAGGGUCCCAGGAGAUCUGGUCUGGACCGGUGUUCCAGAGGAGGAGCGACGGCGCCGUAGAUUUCUUCAGGGGCUGGAAGGACUACGUCAAGGGCUUUGGAGAGCUGGGGGGCGAGUUCUGGAUGGGUCUGGACAACCUCCACCUGCUGACCUCGGGGGCCGAUAUGAGCCUCAGGGUGGACCUCCGUGACGGGGAGGAGGCGGCCUACGCCCGCUACUCCACCUUCCGGGUCGCCAAGAGGAACUACCGGCUCAGCGUGGCGGGAUACAGCGGCACCGCCGGUGACUCCAUGUCCUAUCACAGUGGCCGGCCGUUCUCCACGCGGGACCGGGACCCCGACCGCUCCAUCACGCGCUGCGCCGUGUCGUACCGCGGCGGCUGGUGGUACUGGAACUGCCACAAGGCCAACCUCAACGGCCUGUACGGCAGCGGAGAGCGGCACCAGGGGGUGAUCUGGACCACUUGGAAGGGGAAGGAUUUCUCGGUACCGUUCACAGAGAUGAAGAUGAGACCCUCAGCCUUCAUCCCCCCCGCCCGCUGAGAGAGACACACGCACAAACACACACUCACACAAACACACACACACUAUUAAACACACACAUGCACACAAACUGAAACCCAACUUGCGCUUUGAUACGACGAUCACAACCAGAGACUAUCUACUCCAGAUAAACAUUUAUCCAACAUUACAAAAUACAUUACAUGACAGCACAAUCAUUAAAUUACAAUACAUUACAUUACAGUACAUUACAGUAUAUUAGCAUUCAAAUACAAUACAUUACGCUACAUUACAAUAAAAUACAUUAUGUUACAUUACGUUACAGUACCUUAUGUUACAUUACGUUACAGUACAGUACAUUACAAUAGAAUGCAUUACAUUACGUUACGGUACGUUACGUUACGUUACAUUACAUCACCUUACAUUACGUUACAUUACUUUACGUUACAUUACUUUACGUUACGUUACCUUACGUUCCAGUACAGGGCGAGCGUCUGAGUGUAAUAUAUGAAGGUAUUAUUGUAGCAAAAGUCUUAAGCAUCUGUAACUGCAGAUUUUGAAUGCGUACACUAAAGUCACAGUCAAUUUGAAGUCGUAAAUAUUUAUUUUGCAUGUGUACUCUACAGUUGGUGCAAAACACAUUCGCACACCCGUGUUUCAUAAUCUGAGAAAAUGCCCAAAAUGUGUGAAUUUGUAAACCCAAAUGUGAACUAAUACAUCAGAAGUUGCAAAUCUGUGAAAUAUUUCCUCACAGAUGAAAUUAUAUAGAUCGCUAUGUUCAAUGAGCAUUUUAAUGAGCGAGCACGAGUCCAUCGAUACAACUGCUUGAAUUUGCUGCUACGAGUCUCAGCUGUUAUUUUUCUUGCGAUCAUUUUGCAACACGUCUAUGUGGUACAAGUGACAAGCAAAACUACCUGCAAAAAAACCCACAGCUGUGACUUGCAGGAGCAGAUUCGAGCAGUUGUA
Messenger RNA from Gadus morhua (Atlantic cod), 1551 nucleotides. RefSeq names its product tenascin-R. NCBI's taxonomy places the organism in Eukaryota, Metazoa, Chordata, Actinopteri, Gadiformes, Gadidae. Bases 1 to 627 code for a protein of 208 amino acids. The record is from RefSeq and is a predicted model, not a curated record. The transcript is spliced from 6 exons.